AUGCAGGACACGUACACAGCCUACGCCAUUGCGGCUCAGCAAGCCAUGCAACAGCAGAUGAUGCAGCAGAUGGCCAUGCAACAACAUGCCAUGCAGCAGCAGGCCAUGGCAAUGCAGCAACAGGCAGUGCAUGCUGCUCCCCAACAGAUGAUGCAGCAAGGCUGGCAGCAAUACCCACAACAGGCUCAGUCUAUGUAUGGCAACCAGCAGAUGUUCCAGAUGCCUGCGGAGUGGGUGCUAUAUUAUGACCAGCAAGGGCAGCAGUACUAUUACAACGAGAGGACGGGUCAAAGCGCAUGGUCCCUCCCACCAGGAACCAAUUUCAGACAUGGAGCAUGUGGCGGCUGCGGUGGCUGCGGCGGCUGCGGCGGCUGCGGCGGCUGCGGCGGCUGCGGCUGUGGCGGCAUGCCUUACGGACAGCCCAUGCAGCAGAUGUGGGGUCAACCUGGCUACCAGUCCUGGGGCUAA
This is a messenger RNA of Symbiodinium pilosum, 468 nucleotides long. NCBI's taxonomy places the organism in Eukaryota, Dinophyceae, Suessiales, Symbiodiniaceae. The record is from the annotation of a GenBank genome assembly.